AUGGCUUCUGGAACAACCCCAACUGUCCGUAGAACCAGAUCACGGUUAGGUUGUUAUACGUGUCGACGAAGAAAGAAAAAAUGUGACGAGGAGCUGUAUCCUAUUUGUCAAAAUUGCCAGAGUAAAGGGUUAACUUGUGAGUGGCCCGCACGGAAACACGAGCUCAAUAGGUUACUUGAGCAAGUUGUGUAUGUCGGAGACAAGGCUGGGAGUAGUCGACGUGAAACCCCUCCAGGGGCCAUCAUGCGAGAGUAUAAGACUGUGGAUAAUGCGGUGACAAAGCGGCGUCUUAGUAGUCCCAUACGACGGCCACGACCCUUCUUUGAAGAGUUUCAAUCAACCCCUGACGUGCCACCACCACCACCAUCUUUGAAAAGAUCAUACUUUCUUGAAAAAAUUGCACUUCAAGAAGAUGUCACUGAUGAACCUCCUCAAAACGAACAAUAUCGGCAAGGUCAGAGAAUUGUCCCCAUGAUAAACCAUCAGGAUGAACAUAAUAGUGCUUUUUCUCUAGUACAAACAGAAACCUCACCACCAGAUCUACUACCUGAAGAAUUGGCACUUUUUGAUUUCAUUGAUGCCGAAUUUCUUGUUAAUGAAUCUAGUGCAAGAGAUUCAGAUUCACCCACCAAUGCUGCACACUAG
[Candida] anglica is the source of this 645-nucleotide messenger RNA. Lineage: Eukaryota; Fungi; Ascomycota; Pichiomycetes; Serinales; Debaryomycetaceae. The record is from the annotation of a GenBank genome assembly.